CUUGCCGUCGUCACCACAGGAAAUCACAUUGUAUUCCCCAUUUCUAGAAAAGCUACAAAGGAAAGUAGCCAGCACAGUGAGUUUAUUCAAAUUUAUCACAGAAUUGACAGAACAUAAUUUUAACUUUAUUCUGUUAGUAAGGAGGCGUUUGUCGCCAGUGAGGCAACGUGUGUAACGUUGUGAAAGCAGUAAAUAAUCUAGUAGGAAACAUACUGGCGCCUUGCAGCCGCCUUCAUUUACUUCACCAUCAGUCUGAAGCUUUUCCUCCAAAAUUAUGAACUAUUCUGACUACGACUCUGAUGGAUAUUCGUCUCAUGAAGAUGCAGACUACGUCCCAUCAGAUGACAACCUCAGUGAGGAUGACAUUAACGAGUGUGAAAAGGAAGACCCACUGCACGAGGGUGACGACGUGCCACAUCCUGACAACGUCACCAAGAAGAAGAAGAAGAAAAAGGACAUCAGUAUGAGAAAGAGGAAAAAAGGAGUCCUGAAAGUAGACAAAGAGGAGGAUGGAGGUGAAGCAGAAGAGGCACCUCAGGAAGAGGUGGAAAAACCCACAGCGAAACAGGAGGAUGAUGAUGUAAAACAGAAGAAAAAGUCAGAUGAACUCUGGGCCAGUUUCUUGUCUGACGUUGGAUCUAGACCCAAAGAUUCCACACCUGCUUCACAGUCUAGCACCACACAGAAGGCUGAUUCUUCAGCAACAAAGGUUGCUCCUUUGAGAACAGAAACAAAAGCACCAGAACCUGCUAAAGUCACCAUCACUAGAGUUUUUGACUUUGCUGGAGAAGAAGUCAGUGUGAAUAAAGAAGUAUCAGCAGACUCCAGAGAAGCAAAGAGUUAUCUGAAGCGCCUCAACACAAACCAGGAGGAGGAUAAAGAAGAAGAAGAAAAUGGCUCAUUGCCCAGCCAAAGAGCUCUUCCUGGCCCCAGUGCGAAGCGGCCAGCAGGCAUGUCCAACAUCCUGAGUCGUAUCGGGGGAAAGAAACAGAAGAUGAGCACGCUGGAGAAGUCAAAGAUGGACUGGGAUGCUUUCAAAUCGGAAGAGGGCAUCUCUGAGGAGUUGGCCAUACACAACAGAGGCAAAGAGGGGUAUGUGGAGCGGAAGAACUUCUUGGAACGCGUCGACCACCGACAGUUUGAGUUAGAAAAAGCAGUGCGACUGAGCAACAUGAAACAAUGACACAGACUGACAGGACACAGACACACACACACACACACAGACAGACAGGAGCAGAUGUAUAGAUGUCCUGUAUCUUGCUUUCUCUCUCUCUCUCUCUCUCUCUCUAUAAUGACUGAGUUGGUAUUCCCUCAGCAAAGUGAACUCAAACUGGUGCUGUGGAGUGAGUCUAUUUCAGGACGGGGGAUAUUAAUAGCCUGACUUUGUGUAAUGGUGGGGUGUUGAGUGUAUGUGUUAGGCUUCCUGUACUUCCGUCUUUGUGAGAACCAAUUAAAGUUUUGAACCUUCA
This is a messenger RNA of Thunnus maccoyii (southern bluefin tuna), 1469 nucleotides long. It is a transcript of the gene cfdp1, whose product is annotated as craniofacial development protein 1. Bases 275 to 1183 code for a protein of 302 amino acids. The transcript has 7 exons. The record is from RefSeq and is a predicted model, not a curated record. Lineage: Eukaryota; Metazoa; Chordata; Actinopteri; Scombriformes; Scombridae.